Messenger RNA from Cooperia oncophora, 927 nucleotides. The record is from the annotation of a GenBank genome assembly. NCBI's taxonomy places the organism in Eukaryota, Metazoa, Nematoda, Chromadorea, Rhabditida, Trichostrongylidae.
AUGAUGCGAAGCUGCUUUAGACGUUGGUUGAAGAGACUCGGCAGUUGGGCGGAACGGACUGGUUGGCAAUUUGACGGCCGUUAUGCAAAUAAGUGGGAGUUCGACAUCGACCCAGAUGCAGACGAUCUUGCUGGACUUCACUUGCGAGUGGUCGUAUACCUGGAAGAACCGUUCGUGAUAAAGAAUUCUAACAACGAAUAUGAAGGAUUCUGCAUCGAUCUUCUUAAUGAGAUGGCGGCCAUUCUGAAGUUCAACUACACGAUCAUCGAAGACGAGUCAGGACGAUGGAACGGCAUCAUCGGCGCCUUGCAACGGCAUGAAGCCGAUGUCUCCAUCUCAGCGGUUACGAUCACUUACAGUAGGGUGGAAGUCGUUGACUUUACACUGCCAUUCAUGCAUCUGGGUAUUUCAAUUCUUCUUGCUCGAACAAAUGACGAUUCAGAGAAGAGUUCUAUGUUCACAUUUUUGGAGCCGCUAUCGUUCACAGUUUGGUUGUCUCUUAUUGGUGCCUACCUCUCGGUAUCAUUUAUUAUGUACCUCUUGGCAAGAUUUAGUCCGUACGAAUGGUACGACAUUGAGAAGAUCGAUGAACGUGACCGAAGUAUUGAGAAUCAGAAAAACCAGUUCAAUGUGUUAAAUUCGCUAUGGUUUGCUGUCGGUUCGCUGAUGCAACAAGGAAGUGACGUCAUUCCACGAGCGGCUGCCACACGGGUGGUGGCAGUGAUAUGGUGGAUGUUCACCCAGAUACUUAUUUCCUCAUAUACCGCUCAAUUGGCAGCAUUUCUUACGGUGGAACGGAUGGCUACACCCAUCGAAAGCACCGCAGAUCUCGCCAGUCAACAGAAGAUUCGAUACGGGACGCUGAAAAGCGGUAGCACGAUGGACUUUUUCAGAGAAAGCCGAAUUCCCAUCUAUGAGCGAAUGUAG